AUGUCGGGCAAGAACUCCAUGUCAUUGCCGCGGGACCUCGACCAUGGCGACGACAGUCCACCCAGCUCGUCUCAUACAGAGAAGGGCGAGAAUAUGGCCACCGAGAACGCGCCAUCGACACCAAAUAAGAAGUCAACAAUCCAAAUCACCAUUCUCAUACUGGCACUUUGCCUCUCUGUCUUUCUUGCAGCUUUAGAUAUCACCAUCAUCACUACCGCGUUGCCGACCAUCUCCGAAAAUUUCCAUUCCGGAGCUGGCUACACAUGGAUCGGAGCCGCCUACACUCUCGGCGAGGCAGCCUUCACUCCAAAUUGGGGUAAAUUCAGUGACAUCUGGGGUCGCAAGCCAAUCCUACAGGUUGCCAUGGCUACCUUCUUCUUAGGUAGCGUGCUGAGUGCAGCGAGCGUAAAUCUGGGUAUGUUGAUUGUCGGACGUGCCAUUCAGGGGGUGGGAGGAGGCGGACUAUUGACGCUUGUGAAUAUUGUCAUUGGCGAUCUCUUCUCUAUGCGAGAGCGUGGCAAGUAUUACGGCUUUGUUGGCUUGACCUGGGCCGUUGCUGCAUCGCUUGGUCCUGUCAUUGGCGGCGCGUUGACUGAAAAAGCAUCUUGGCGCUGGUGCUUCUAUAUCAACCUACCAAUCACUGGCGUCGUCUUCGUCGUCAUACAACUAUUCCUCAAGCUCGAGACGCCAAAGACACCGGUCUGGGCAGGUCUCAAAGCCGUGGAUUGGCUCGGUACAAUCACAAUCGUCGGCUCGACGGUCAUGCUGCUCUUGGGACUCGAAUUUGGCGGCAUCACAUACCCAUGGAAUUCAGCCAUUGUCAUCGAUCUCAUCGUAUUCGGUGUUGUGACAGCCAUUGUAUUCUUCCUAAUUGAGUGGAAAUUGGCUCGCUAUCCUCUCCUCCCACUGCGCCUAUUCGCUACACCCUCGAACGUCGCGAAUCUUCUCGCCUGCUUCAUCCAUGGUACGGUAUUCAUCAUGGGUACCUUCUACCUACCACUCUACUUCCAAGGCGUUCUCGGUGCCCCGGCUCUACUGUCAGGUGUAUGGCUUUUGCCCUUCGUUGGAGCCAUGUCCUUCGCCGCCACAUUUGCAGGGGCUAUCAUCGGUAUCACAGGCAGAUUCGUUGAACUCAUCUGGUUUGGCUUCAUCUUCCUUGUGCUUGGCUUUGGGCUCUUCAUCGAUCUUUCCUCCGCCAGAGAUUGGCCUAAGAUCAUCAUCUUCCAGAUUAUUGCAGGACUCGGAGUGGGACCAAACUUUCAAGCACCCUUAAUUGGACUUCAAAAUGGUGUCUCACCUCAGGACCUUGCUACCGCUACCUCGGCUUAUUCGUUCGCUCGCAACGUGGCUGGCUCGAUCGGAGUCGUCGUUGGCGGCGUCAUAUUCCAGAACGGCUUUCAGAAGAGGGCCGGUCUGCUUCGACAGGGCUUAGGAGCAAACGCGGGUUACUUUCUUGGCGGUGGUGCAAUUGCCUCUGUUGACAAGGUCAAGAAGCUGCCUGCGCUGCAAAGGGACUUGGUUCGGUCCGUCUACGAUCAGGCUAUCAGGGAGAUCUGGUACUUCGGCGUUGCAUUUGCGGCGGUUGGACUAGUGGUCAUACUGGGUUGUCGCAAGACUGUACUCAGUAAAGAGCACGUAGAAGUCUCAACGGGGCUGGAUGGAGAAGAACGACGACGACGCGAGAACAAAGCCGCUUCCAGAGAGAGGAAUGUGGCAGAGGUAAAGGAUUGA
This is a messenger RNA of Bacidia gigantensis, 1731 nucleotides long. RefSeq lists its product as uncharacterized. Gene Ontology annotation, biological process: transmembrane transport. The coding region runs from base 1 to 1731 and encodes 576 amino acids. Gene Ontology annotation, molecular function: transmembrane transporter activity. The record is from RefSeq and is a predicted model, not a curated record. NCBI's taxonomy places the organism in Eukaryota, Fungi, Ascomycota, Lecanoromycetes, Lecanorales, Ramalinaceae. The transcript is spliced from 2 exons.